UUGCGCCUGAACCUUGAAAGUUACACGAGCCUAGACGUGUACUUACAAUGCGAAAACACAAUGUUUCGCGCCAGUGCCUCUUGGGUCCGAUUCGCUACGCGAUCGAAAGAUUCGAAACCCGUCCCAGCCAGACCAUUUUGCACCCCCACCACCAGCGGCAGCAACACCACCAAACCCCCAAGCAAUAACAACAGCAGUAUCAGUGAAAACAAUGCUGUUGAAUCGAGUCCAGGUAAUUAUGACGAAGCGUAUAAACAGCUGGACAAGCUCGACUUCGCGACUGCCUCUAAGAUCCUCUUCACCGAUCCUCCCAAGAGAAAGAAAUUUGGGGUUGAUUUCCAUCUGGUACAACUCUUCUUUGCCUGUAUGCCUUCCUUGGCUGUAUAUUUGGUGGCUCAAUAUGCUCGCUAUGAAAUGAGAAGAAUGGAAGCUGAAUUGAGCAAAAAAAAAAAGCAAGAAGAAGAGAAGGAAAAAGAAAUGGAAUUAAGUGUUAUAGAAGGAAAAGAACCGAUAUCUGAUCCAGAGCUUUUGGAGAUGAAAGUGAGACUGGACAAACUUGAGGAGGCAGUAAAAGGAAUUGCUGUUGAAACAAAGAAACAGACCAUCAGCAGCGUAUCCAAAAACGGGGGAGACGGUAGUGAGGAAAGGAAUCUUGCGACAACUGGGCCACCUGACACCAAAAGUGGAUCAGAACCAAGCAAGAUUGUAGAGAGCGAUCAUCUCAAUAAACAGGAUCGACCUUGGUUGGGCCGAGAGAGGGUGAGUGGGUCAGCACCAGUUCCUGAUGCUUCCUUGCAGGAUCAGAAGGGCAAGACCCAAAAUUAAUGGAGGACCUUCUCAAGAUGCUUGGACAUGAAUAAAAAAGCUUCUUCAGCUAGUGUAGAUAUAAAAGCGCAGAGGUUUUGUUGUGUCUUAGACAUAGCAUGCACCUGACUCAGUAUGAGUAUAUUCUUGAAAAGCCACUAAUUUAUUGGCAUGAAAGUGGGAUGAGGAUCAGGACUGAUGGGUGACACAGAGGUAUGUUGAUCAACAAAUUCAAUUGCUUGUUAGUUGAAAUUUGUAGGCGGCUGAAUGUUCUCUUGUUGGGGGCUUUCUCUGCUGGCAAUAUGGAAGAAAUAUUUGAUUUGUGAAUGCCAUGGGGAGUUCAAUUUAGAUGCAUUACAUUGCCUACAAAUGUGUCUUCUUGUUUUCAGAGUGUGGUAUCUAUUUGCUUCGUUUGCAUUUCU
Molecule: messenger RNA, 1226 nt
Organism: Juglans microcarpa x Juglans regia
Lineage: Eukaryota; Viridiplantae; Streptophyta; Magnoliopsida; Fagales; Juglandaceae
Source: RefSeq, a predicted model, not a curated record